UUUAAAAUAAGACAAUGCGUCAACCAUACAUUUGUCAUGGUGUGUUUGUGCAGUGGUGUAUUGUGUUGGGUUAUAGUCAGAGUUACAGAUGGUUGGACCCUUGGGUGCCGUCAAGCCUUCGCAUGGGACGGACAGACCAGAGGGGCGUCCCACUAACACUGGCCUCGACCAAUACUGCACCUCCUUCAGACAGUCUUAUGGUAAGGAGUUAUUCCAGCCAUGUCUAGGCCAUCAUUUUGGGACAGGUUACUCUGCCAACCACCGUCCUGCUCUGUACUACAGCUCCAGCCUGGACCGCUAUGAUAAUCCACAGUUUGGUCUCUCACUGUUGGACAGUUUUGAGUCUCAAUCGAAGCGUCAUUACCAGCGUCUGGCUCUGCCCGACGGGACGGACUCUUUGGCCUGCUCGGGGUCCAGAAGCAGAGAGAGUGGAUAUUUGCAGCUCCAAACUCAGCCAAAAGCUAGAGCAGCGUCCCGUCAGACUGAAUAUAAAGGCACUUACAAUCCUCACCGCCUCAGAGUUUUGGUUGGACCCAUAGAAGAGAGUGGAUACACUGAGGGAACCAAUCUACAGCCGAACACCUUCCUCCCUCAACAGAUUAACAUGGACGACGCUCGCAGGAUACAGGAAAGUGUGACGAGGACAGACUUCCUGCCCCGAUCUUUCCUACAGGGCAGUGAAGCAUUACCAAAACUUGCCUCCCGUGCACUUCGAGAAACUGGAUAUACAAGAGACACCCAGAGACCUCUGACCGGUUCAGGUGGCUUUAGUGAGGACAGCACACAGAAGACUAGACCUGCUCUAACUAGAUUGUCCAUUGGGCCGAUGGGCUCAUCAGGAUUCGUCCUGAACGCCCCCAACAUCACAAGCCUCUCACAUGCACCAGCCGACCCGCAACACUUCCUCACACACUACCAAAGCAAGUUUUGUGACAAAUCAUUUGUGGGGCAGCAGAGAUCAGACUGGAUGAGAGGAGGCAUACAGAGACACAGAGAGAGCGGAUACAGUGGACGAGACACGGAUAGGCUCUCCCCACCCUUCCAAAGUUCUCUCUCUCCUCCUAUUGGCUGAUGCUCCGCGAGACUGGCGCUGAGUCUGCGCGCUGAUUGGCCGCUGGCGCUCGAAUGAUCUGUUCGGAAUUCAGCAGAAGUACAAGUGAUGAAAAAGUGAUGCUU
Rhinichthys klamathensis goyatoka is the source of this 1176-nucleotide messenger RNA. It is a transcript of the gene saxo4, whose product is annotated as stabilizer of axonemal microtubules 4. The record is from RefSeq and is a predicted model, not a curated record. Gene Ontology annotation, molecular function: phosphatase binding. Lineage: Eukaryota; Metazoa; Chordata; Actinopteri; Cypriniformes; Leuciscidae. The transcript is spliced from 11 exons. Bases 89 to 1072 code for a protein of 327 amino acids.